This is a messenger RNA of Chilo suppressalis (striped riceborer), 1401 nucleotides long. Lineage: Eukaryota; Metazoa; Arthropoda; Insecta; Lepidoptera; Crambidae. The record is from the annotation of a GenBank genome assembly.
AUGGCCUCCUUACUCAAUGUUUUGUUGCGAAAAUCAGCGAAUUUUGGUCAAAAUACAGCUCUAUUAAAAAAUGUGCCUGCAAUUUAUAAUGUGAACUCUGAACGCAAAGCACACAGAUGGUUCCCGGAUGCAGAGUAUGUGAAGCAGUUUGAGGGUAUCGUCAUCUACCCAGAGGGCUUCACGGCAAUGAUGAAACAUCCGCCUUACAACAGUGUGAUCAAGCCCGGUGAGAAGAAUCUACGCAACAUGAUAUUGAACUUUGGGCCGCAGCAUCCGGCCGCUCACGGUGUAUUACGGCUGGUGCUCGAGUUAGAUGGUGAAACUGUCCGUGCUGCAGACCCCCACAUAGGCCUCCUUCACCGAGGCACGGAGAAACUCAUAGAAUACAAGACUUACACCCAGGCGUUACCUUACUUCGACCGGCUGGACUACGUUUCCAUGAUGUGCAACGAACAGUGCUACAGUUUGGCCGUCGAGAAACUUCUCAAUAUCGACAUUCCUUUAAGGGCCAAAUACAUUCGGACUUUAUUCGCCGAAAUCACCCGCAUCCUCAACCACAUAAUGGCGGUGGGCACCCACGCUCUGGACGUGGGUGCUCUGACUCCCUUUUUCUGGCUGUUCGAAGAGAGAGAGAAGAUGAUGGAGUUCUACGAGAGAGUCAGCGGCGCUAGAAUGCACGCUGCUUAUAUUAGACCGGGAGGUGUUUCAUUGGACAUGCCGCUGGGCCUUAUGGACGACAUUUACGAGUUCUCGUCCAAAUUCGCCGAGCGUUUGGACGAAGUCGAAGAUGUACUCACCACAAACAGGAUAUGGGUGCAGCGAACUAAGGAUAUAGGGGUGGUUUCAGCACAGGACGCGCUCAACUAUGGGUUUAGCGGUGUGAUGCUCCGCGGUUCUGGUAUCAAAUGGGAUUUGCGCAAAACGCAACCUUACGACGCCUACCACUUGGUUGACUUUGACGUGCCCAUCGGCACCAACGGGGACUGCUACGACAGAUACCUCUGCCGCGUAGAAGAGAUGCGUCAAUCCUUACGCAUCAUAGAACAGUGCCUCAACCAGAUGCCCCCGGGUGAAGUGAAGACCGAUGACUCUAAACUCACUCCACCGUCGCGCGAGGAGAUGAAGACAUCCAUGGAAGCCCUGAUCCAUCACUUCAAAUUAUUCACUCAAGGUUACCAAGUGCCCCCGGGCUCCACUUACACUGCCAUCGAAGCGCCCAAAGGGGAGUUCGGGGUCUACCUCGUGUCCGAUGGAGGCUCCAAACCUUACAGAUGCAAGAUAAAAGCUCCCGGAUUCGCUCAUCUAGCAGCCCUAGAGAAAAUCGGCAAGAAUUCAAUGUUGGCUGACAUCGUGGCGAUAAUAGGCACUUUGGACGUAGUUUUCGGUGAAAUCGACCGAUAG